CGCAGCUGUGGUUUAUCUCUAACCAGCCUAUUUUUAAAUGUCAAAAUAAUUAAUUGAUAAACUGUUUCCUAACAAAAUCAGUUUAUUCGGCGUAGGGAAGCCUUUCCUCCAUUGACAUUAAUUCAGAAAACGUCUUUGGUCUUCUUCCCUGCGUCCAGCCCAUAGACUGUAGGCUACAAAACUGUAUACAUCCAAAGCAGCAGAGGCAACAUUGUUUCGCUUUUUUGGCUAAAUGUUCCAGAGAGUCACGCUUCAUCACAGCUGACCAGAAAUCGUUCAAAGACGGUUUUGUAAGCGUAUUCAACACCCCCGAAAAGUCAUUAUAUGUGUGUCUACUGUUCGUUAUGAAAAAUAUUUUAUGAAAUUCGCUGAGUAUGUGCAAUGGUAUAUUGUAAUGGAAAUUUCAUUCAGUUGUUAUGGUGGAGAACCCUGCAGAAUGAAAGAAGAAGAUGCAGAGGAACAAACAGAUUUGAUGGGAUUGAAGGACGACAAGGAGCAUCAGUUUGAAAAUCAUCAUCAUUUUAAAAAUGAAGAUGAAUAUGCAGUCAUUUCACAGACUGAACAGAAUUUCACACAAGAACAAGCUGGAAAAACUGGAGCCAAAGGAUCUUUCGCAUGCACUCAGUUUGGAAAGGGUUCAUUUAUCAAAGAAGAACCAAAUGUGCACAUGAGCAUUCAACAAACAGAUUUGAUGGGACUGGAGGAAGACAAGAAGCAUCAGUUUGAAAAACCUCAUCAUUUUAAAAAGGAAGAUGGAAAUGCAGUCAUUUCACAGACUGAACAGAAUUUCACACAAAAACAAUCUGAAAGGAUUGGAGCCAAAGGAUCAUUCACAUGCACCCUGUGUGGGAAGAAUUUCGGUCGGAAAUCAAAGUUGAAUAGACACAUGACAGUUCACACUGGAGAGAAGCCGUUUACAUGCACUCAGUGUUGGAAACGUUUCGGUGAGAAAUCAAAGUUGAAUAGACACAUGACAGUUCACACUGAAGAGAAGCCGUUUACAUGCACUCAGUGUGGAAAAAGUUUCCGUCAGAAAUCAAACCAUAACAGACACAUGAGAUAUCACACUGGAGAGAAGCCAUAUACAUGCACUCAGUCUGGAAAGGGUUCCUUUGUCAAAGAAGAACCAAAUGUGCACAUGAGUAUUCAACAGACAGAUUCAGUGGGACUGAAAGAAGACCAGCAACAUCAGUUUGAAAAACCUCAUCAUUUAAAAAAUGAAGAUGGAAAUGCAUUAAUUUCACAGACUGAACCGAAUUUUAAACAAAAACAAGCUGGAAAAACUGGAGCCAAAGGAUCUUUCACAUGCACCCUGUGUGGGAAGAGUUUCAGCCGUCCAUCAAAUCUUAAGAGACACAUGACAGUUCACACUGGAGAGAGACCUUUCACAUGCACUCAGUGUGGAAAGAGUUUUGGUGACAAAUCAGAGUUUAAUGGACACAUGAGAUCUCACACUGGAGAGAGGCCUUAUAAAUGCACAGAGUGUGGAAAAGGUUUCAUACAGAAAUCAAACCGUAACAGACACAUGAAAGUUCACACUGGACUGAAGCCUUAUACUUGCACUCAGUGUGAAAAGGUUUUCUUUGACAAAGAAGAACUAAAUGUGCACAUGAGAAUUCACACUGGAGAACGUCUGUUCACAUGCACUCAGUGUGGAAAGAGUUUCGGUCAGAAAUCAAAGUUUAAGAGACACAUAAGAUAUCACACUGGAGAGAGGCAUUACACAUGCACUCAGUGUGGAAAGAGUUUCUUUGCCAAACAAGAACUUGAUGUGCACAUGAGAAUUCACACUGGAGAAAGACCGUUCACAUGCACUCUGUGUGCACUCAGUUUUAAAUCUAAACACGUCCUGAAAAAACAUCAGCUCUCUCACUCUGGAGUGAGAUCAUUCAGCUGUGAUCAGUGUGAUAAAACUUUUGUGUUUGCAUCUUACUUAAAGGAACAUAUUAAACUUCAUGCAGGUGUAAAGCGUCACUUUUGCACUUUUUGUGAGAAGAGCUUUACACAACCGUACAGUUUACAAGUUCAUCAGAGCAUUCACACUGGUGUGAGACCUCAUGUGUGCUUGGACUGUGGAAAGACCUUUCUUACAUCUAGUGACUUAAAAAAACACCAGAGGAUUCACACUGGAGAGAAACCAUACAAGUGUUCACACUGUGACAAGAGAUUCACUGAUUCAUCAACCCUGAAAACCCAUGAGAGAAUACACACUGGAGAAAAGCCGUACCAGUGCUCUUCAUGUGGGAAGGAUUUCACUCGCUCAUUUACUCUAAUUAAACAUAAGAUAAAGCAUUGCCCACAGUUGUCUAAGUCACAUUCAGAUCCAUCACUGUGAAAAAAUGUAAUCCAAGUUUGAAGAUUUGAGACAUAAAAACCAAUAAAAAUAUUUUUUAAGGUCAUUCUUUUACCUAAAAAUGGUACCAGAUGUUUUUCUGUUUAUAUUUCAAAAGUGAUUCUUCUUAUAUGGACUGAGUAGAUCAAAUUGCAGUGAGUCGUCUCUGGCAAUUCAGCAUUGUUUGAGUAGCAGUUCAAAUAUACGUUUUAAGAUUACACAUGGUCAUACAUUAUAUGUUGACAAGCGGUUUGGUGGAAUUGUAAUAAAAGUUAAAACUGUUGUGUUUUUAAUCAGAUUUUCCAUAUUGAAAUUAUAACAAUAAUUUGUCAGUGCCACAGAUGUUCCUCGAUGUCACUGUUUUAAUUUCAACCUGCUGAUUUGUGAUUCAUGAAAUUAGUCAUUACAGAUCAAUUUUCACGUUUGCAUAUGCUACUAUUUUCUAAACAUAAGUUCAGAAAUAACAGCAUGAAUUAUAUUGCAAACAUUAAAAUAGCUGGAAAUUUGUUUCAAUAAAGUUAUUUAUUCUAGAGGGUCAUUGAUAAAAUUAGUUAAGUU
Messenger RNA from Carassius auratus (goldfish), 2890 nucleotides. Its product is annotated as gastrula zinc finger protein XlCGF57.1-like. The record is from RefSeq and is a predicted model, not a curated record. Bases 359 to 2335 code for a protein of 658 amino acids. Lineage: Eukaryota; Metazoa; Chordata; Actinopteri; Cypriniformes; Cyprinidae. Gene Ontology annotation, biological process: regulation of transcription by RNA polymerase II. Gene Ontology annotation, cellular component: nucleus. The transcript has 4 exons. Gene Ontology annotation, molecular function: RNA polymerase II cis-regulatory region sequence-specific DNA binding; DNA-binding transcription activator activity, RNA polymerase II-specific.